This is a messenger RNA of Daucus carota subsp. sativus, 4452 nucleotides long. RefSeq names its product tetratricopeptide repeat protein SKI3. Bases 323 to 3841 code for a protein of 1172 amino acids. NCBI's taxonomy places the organism in Eukaryota, Viridiplantae, Streptophyta, Magnoliopsida, Apiales, Apiaceae. The transcript is spliced from 22 exons. Gene Ontology annotation, molecular function: protein binding. The record is from RefSeq and is a predicted model, not a curated record. Gene Ontology annotation, cellular component: Ski complex.
UACUGUCUAUGAUAAAACUGGCUCAUUCUCUGUGAAAACUUGAUUGGGUUAAAAAGUUCAGUACAAGUUGCGAUUUGAUUUGCCGGAAACGAGAACUGAAGCUAAUUUUGAUUCCGAUCGCCUGCAAUUGUUUAGAACAAGUUAAGAACAAAUGGAAAACAGCGCGUGAAAAAGACAGUUUUAACCUCGCCACUCUCCUUGGUAUCCAUACAUACCUACACAGUACACACUCCUCAAUCCUCGUAUAGUCGUAUGCAACUCUCACCUCCUGGCUACUACCAACUCACAUUUUUAGGGUUUUAACACCUGGCCUCACUUUUCCAUGGAAGAAAAAGAAGACUCAGUAUUAAUACAGUUGCAACAAUCUGUACACUCCAAUCCAGAUGAUUCCUCUCUCCACUUUAAUCUGGCUUUGUAUUUAUGGGAACAUAGCAAGGAGAUUAAUUCUAUUAAGGAGAAAGCUGCUGAGCAUUUUGUGAUUUCCGCUAAGCUUGAUCCUCAUAAUCCUAAUGCAUUUAGAUAUUUGGGGGAUUAUUAUAGCCAAGUUUCGCUUGACUCUACUAGAGCUCUCAAGUGUUACCAGAGAGCACUCUCCCUUCUUCCCAAUGAUUCCUAUAUCGGGGAGUCCAUAUGUGAUUUGUUGGACAAAGAAGGUAAGGAAAGCUUGGAAAUCGCUGUGUGUCGUGAAGCUUCGGAGAAGUCGCCCAGGGCUUUUUGGGCUUUCCGGCGACUUGGUUAUCUUCAGGUCUAUCAAAAGAAGUAUUCUGAAGCUGUUCAGAAUUUACAACAUGCGAUUCGCGGCUAUCCGACCUCUGCUGAUCUGUGGGAAGCAUUGGGGCUUGCCUACCAGCAACUGGGGAUGUUAACUGCGGCUAUAAAGUCAUAUGGGCGAGCAAUAGAGUUGGAGGACUCAAGAGUGUUUGCAUUAAUCGAAAGUGGAAACAUCUUCUUGAUGCUUGGCUCCUUUUCAAAGGGAGUUGAGCAAUUUCAAGAUGCUUUACGUAUCUCACCGCAAAAUGUCGCUGCACACUAUGGUCUUGCUUCUGGAUUGCUUAGUUUAUCGAAGGAAUGUAUUAAUUCAGGCGCGUUCAAGUGGGGAUCUUCACUGUUGGAGGAGGCAUCUGAAACAGCAAUGGCAAGUACCACCUUAACUGGAAACAUUUCUAGUCUUUGGAAGUUGCAUGGAGAUAUACAGCUUACAUAUGCAAAAAGCUAUUCAUGGAUGGAUGAAAAGCAAGGACUACAAGAUGAUGAGUUAGCUUUCACAAAUUCCAUUCUCACAUGGCAAAAAACCUGCUUUUCAGCUGCAGUUUUGGCCAGUCGUUCUUAUCAACGGGCUUUGCACUUGGCUCCAUGGCAGGCUAACAUAUAUAUCGACAUUGGUAUUGCUGUAGAUGCCAUGUGCUCAUUGAAGGAGAAAGAAAUUAACAACCUGUAUGCGUUACAGCUACCUGAAAAGAUGACCUUGGGGGGCUUAUUCCUCGAGGGUUACAAUGAUGAGUUCUGGGUGGCUCUAGGAUGUUUAUCACUUGAUGCAGCUUUGAAACAACAUGCUUUAAUACGUUCAUUGCAGUUAGAUGUAUCUCUUGCUUCUGCAUGGGCAUAUCUUGGGAAGCUUUACAAAAAGGAGGGUGAUAAACGUUUAGCCCAAGAAGCCUUUGAUCGAGCUAGAAGCAUAGAUCCUUCACUAGCAUUACCCUGGGCAGGCAUGUCAGCAGAUUCUUAUACAAGGGAGAUCAAGGUGGACGAAGCUUAUGAGUGCUGUUUACGAGCUGUGCAAAUAAUGCCAAUUGCAGAUUAUCAAAUAGGUCUUGCGAACCUUGCUCUGCUGUCUGGUAAUCUAACAUCGUCACAGGUCUUCGGAGCUGUCCGCCAGGCCUUGCAACGGGCACCCCACUAUCCUGAAUCCUACAAUUUAAAUGGGCUGGUCUAUGAGGCACGGCAUGAAUAUCUGACUGCCUCUGUCUUUUAUAGGUUAGCAAGAUGUGCAAUAUGUGCAUCAGAAAAGGGAUCAAAUUCUAGACUCAGAGAUAUAUCAGUCAAUUUAUCUAGAUCUCUUUGUAAGGCAGGAAAUGCUGUCGACGCAAUAGUAGAAUGUGAAAAUCUGAAGAAAGAAGGUCUACUCGACUCAAAAGGUCUGCAGAUAUAUGCAUUUUCAUUAUGGCAACUUGGAAAGAAUGAGUUGGUUCUGUCUGCCGUGAGAACUUUGGCUUCAAGUGUUUUAUCACUUGAAAAGACAUCUGUACCAGGCUGUAUAAGCUUCAUAUGUAGAUUAUUGUACUAUAUUUCUGGAAAAGAAUCUGCGAUUAAAAGCAUAAUGAAAAUGCCCAAGGAUCUUUUUCAGAGUUCGAAAGUUAGCUUUGUUCUAUCUGCCAUCCAUGCACUAGAUCAACGUAAUCAGCUAGAUUCGGUUGUUUCAAGUAGCAGGUGUUUUGUUGUGUCACCUGCAGAGAUCACUGGAAUGCAUAUUUUAAUAGCGCUUGGUAAAUUAGUUAAACAUGGAUCAGAAAAUUGCCUUGCAAUUCAAAACGGAGUAAAUCAUCUUAGAAAAACUCUUCAUAUGUACCCUAACAGUGGAUUGAUAAGGAAUCUUCUUAUUUAUUUGUUACUCUGCAAUAGAGAGUGGAAUAGUAUUCAUCUUGCAACUAGGUGUCUUGUUGUAUGCGAUUCUGAUUAUCAAAAAGAGGAGGAUUUUAGAUCUCCUAUUGAAAUUCUUGGUGCUGCUGCAGUUGCCUGCUACAGUGGUGGGAAUCACAGUGAUAAACUUUCACUUCCAACAUGUCGAGGCCAGUGUCUGUCUGGUCAUGAAGCAAUCCAGCGGCUGCAAAAGUGGCUACGUCAAGAGCCAUGGAACAAAAGUGCAAGGUAUUUAUUGAUACUAAACUAUCUGCAGAAGGCACGUGAGCAGAGAUUUCCCCGUCACCUUUGUAUUUUGCUUGAGCGUCUAACUAGUGUGGCUCUUUCUGAUCAAUUUCACUCGAAAAGAGAUCAGUACCAGAAGUUCCAGCUACUACUCUGUGCUUCUGAGAUUUGUCUGCAAGGAAAAGACUACACUGGCUGUAUUAGCCAUGCUAGUGAUGCUUCAGAAAUAAGGAUUCCUGAUAGCUAUCUCUUCUUUGCGCAUUUGUUAUUAUGCCGUGCUUAUGCGGCAAAAGGAAUUUUUCUUAGUCUUAAUGAGGAGUUCACAAGAUGUUUGGAGCUGAAAACUAGUUAUCAUAUUGGUUGGAUAGGUCUCAAAUAUAUGGAAUCUCAAUAUAAGCUCCAAAGUGUUUCCCCUGGAAUAGAGUUAAAUUUUGAAGAAUGUUCUAAAGAAAUAAGAUACUCCUGGCACAUGUGGAUGGCAGUAUUUGAUAUGGUAAAAGGACUUAUUGCUAUCAGCUCGCAAGAUUAUCUUCAAGCAGAAGAGUUUCUUUCACAGUCUUGUUCAUUUGCAAGUGAUGAAAGUUGCCUCUUUCUUUGUCACGGUGCUAUCUGUAUAGAGCUUGCAAAGUUGCAGUGUGAUUCACAUUUUCUGUCACUUGCUCUUAAAAGUCUAAAGAAAGCCAAAGGGACUUCUCCAGCUCCCUUGCCCUUUGUCUCACUUUUGCUAGCACAAGUGGAAGGAAGCUUUGGAUCAGAAACAAAGUGGGAGAAUAACCUUCAGCUUGAAUGGGUUUCAUGGCCACCAGAGUUGAGGCCUGCUGAGCUCUUUCUUCAGAUGCAUUUACUAUCCAAAUUGUCUGUUUCUGACUCGACUUCUACUCUGGAGUUUCGUAAGAGUUCACUAAAAUGGAUUCUUCAAGCAAUACACAUGAAUCCUUCUUGUUUCAGAUAUUGGAAAGUUUUGGAGAGGUAUAUGUAGUAAGAUGAUGGAUGAAAAUGGUGUGAAGUGAUGGAAAGCAAGACCAGGUUCAAUUUUAUAUGAUCAAGAUGGAUAGAUGACAGUUGUGUGAAGUAAUGGAAAGUGAGAGCAACUUCAAUGUUAUAUGAUCCGAAUUCACUUCCUAAGCUAAUUCUAAAUACACCAGCAGUAUGAGGUUGUGUUUAAAUGAAAGCAAUGGAGGUGCUUGCCCUCACAGGUUGCAAAUGGAACUGCUUCACCCUAUUUCGAAUAUUUUCGUUGUUAGUUGCCAUGUACACAAGUUUUCGUGAUGCCGUGAGCAUUGGUUUUACUGCUUCACAUACACCGCAUGUCCAAGCCUUACUUAGUUGCCGCUGAGAUGCUCAUGACAAUUUAGCCGACAGCGAUGCCUGUGUUUGUUGUAUAGUAUAUCCGGUUCAAAUAUAGUUUGGUUUAUUUGACCUCAAACAUUUUGACAAAUUACUCAGACAAAAGAUUUUAAUCAAACGUAGAUUAGGGACAUACCAAGUAACUUUAUGACUUUCUGAAAACUAGAUUUGGAAGUCACUUGCAAACGUGAUUAUCAGCAUCGGGUCAUUUCGAGUUUGGGAGUGCUACCCGAAAUCGUCCUC